Hermetia illucens (black soldier fly) is the source of this 1263-nucleotide messenger RNA. RefSeq names its product bifunctional peptidase and (3S)-lysyl hydroxylase Jmjd7 (gene JMJD7). Gene Ontology annotation, molecular function: 2-oxoglutarate-dependent dioxygenase activity. The coding region runs from base 97 to 1053 and encodes 318 amino acids. Lineage: Eukaryota; Metazoa; Arthropoda; Insecta; Diptera; Stratiomyidae. The transcript is spliced from 6 exons. The record is from RefSeq and is a predicted model, not a curated record.
UCAACGUUCUGUAUCUGUUGCUGCUGCUGCUGUAUCUUUUCCGGGAGCAUUGCAUCUUCUAAGGAUUUCCUGUUUCUGGAGUGUAAUAACGAAAUUAUGAGUGAAGUAACAAAAAUUGAUUUGGAGGAAGCUUUUGAUACAUUAUCAACGGAAGCGAGAGAGUUGUACUUGGGAAGCCGAAUUCCUGAAUUGUUGGAAGUACCGUCUGCGUUGGAUUUCGCACGUGACUAUGUUGGGAAGAAUAUGCCAGUGGUCAUCCGGGGUUGCACCCUACAUUGGCCAGCCGUUCUUAAGUGGAAUUCGAAGUAUUUUAGAUCUCUAUUUUCGGACAAGGAGGUGACAGUGGCCGUAACACCGAAUGGGUAUGCUGAUGGGAUAGCAUCAAAGGAUGGUGAAGAUUAUUUUGUACUUCCUGAAGAGAAACAGAUGCUGAUGACUGAAUUUUUGGACACUUUAGAUGUCGAAGGGCCUGUUCAUUACAUUCAAAAACAAAACUCCAAUCUUACUGAAGACUUUAUGGAGCUAUUUAAUGAUAUUGACGGCGAUACGUUGAUUUUUGCGCGUGAGGCUUUCAAUAAGAAUCCUGAUGCAGUGAAUUUUUGGAUGGGUGAUCAGCGCGCUGUAUCAUCAAUGCACAAAGACCCAUAUGAAAAUAUAUAUUGCGUCAUAUCUGGAUACAAGGACUUUAUUUUGAUUCCACCGGUAGACAUGUGCUUCGUUCCACGCAAAAAAUAUCCGACAGGGAUUUAUAAGACAUCUUCUAACGGCGAAAUGUAUAUCGAGCCAGUAAUUGAAGACGAUGCAGCUCUUGAAACUGAAUGGGUUAGCAUAGAUCCUCUUAAUCCAGAGAUUGAAAAAUUUCCCAACUAUGAAAAAGCUAAUGUUUUUGAAAUUCGCGUGAACUCGGGGGACAUAUUAUAUUUGCCAAGCCUUUGGUAUCAUCAUGUUCGGCAAAGCCAUAAAUGUAUUGCCGUGAAUUUCUGGUAUGACAUGGAAUACGAUGCUCGUUACUGCUACUACCGCAUGAUGGAAAAACUGUGCAAGUUUCAAUAAUUAGAAUAGGUAAGGGGCAGCGUUCAGAUGCAGACAUGAUCCCGCCCAUUAGAUUGUAAAUAUUAUGGCAAUUUUUGUAAAUAAAAUAUAAAUAUUUUCUGUCGAAUCAGAAAGUGCCUUCAAGGAAGAAGUUAUUAAAUGUGUUCAGUCCCAAUGCUUAUCAUGUCUACAAUUAUAAUUUAUGAAAUAAACUGUUACUUAAAAUGGAAA